UAAGGGGAACUCAAAAGGAGGCAAAAGAUUUCACCAACGGGCCAACACGACUAUCACCUUCUAAAAUUCUCUCGAUUCUCAAGCAAUGGCGAGAACCAACCAGGAAGCAAUCGAUACAUUCAUCAGCAUCACCGGCGCCACCGAAUCUGUCGCCGUUCAGAAACUCGAGGAGCAUGCUGGUGAUCUCAAUGCAGCUGUCAAUGCCCAUUUCACUGAAGGAGACAGAAGCAGCUUCAAUGCACCAUCUGUCCCUGCUCGCGAAGAUGACAUGAUGGAUAUAGAUGAUGAUCCAAUUGAAACUGCACCAGCUAGGAGACAUCCCUUGUCUCUACUCUCGGAUCCAGGUCUUACAAACCCAUUCUCACUCCUCGAUCCACAAUUUCCUAGAAGGUUGUUUGAUGGUGUUUCGGAUUUUGGGAGCCGUGCACCUUUUGUUACACAACCAAGACAAGUGAGAGAGAUACCGAUAGAGGUCAAGGACAGCUCUGAUUCUUCUGGUCGAUCAGGUCAUGGCCCUGUCAUCGAGGAUGUAACUGGAACUGACUUGGAACAUGAAACUGGCAUCCAUGGGACUGUAAUUAUUGAUGAUGAUGAAGAUGAUGAUAUUAUUCUUCCGGGACCCAAUGCAAAUGCUGCUGUUAACCGAGACGGGCAAGAUGUAGAUGUUUUAGGUGUCAGUUCUCACGAGGGACUCCGGCCUGGAGCUCCAGUACUUAAUAAUUCACUGGAAUAUAGCAAUGACAUAGAAGAAGAGAUGGUUAGGGCUGCUAUUGAGGCUUCAAAACGUGAGGCUGGGGAAUUAAGUGAUCCUGGACCUUAUCAUUCUGGUGACGCUGAAUUAGAACAUGCAGUUUCAUUAUCAAUGAAGGCAGCAGAGCAAGAAAAGGCAUUGCGUGAACUUAAGGGCAAGGUUGCAGCAGUAUCAGAAGCAGGAGCGUCGUCUGAGCCUGAGACUAAAAUAGGGGAAUCAAAUGGAAGGUUAGAGGCAGGCGGAUCAUCUAUCCAAGAUGACGUUGAAGAAGAUGUGGAGGAGCAACCUCUCGUCAGGCAUAGAUCAAGACGUUCUUCUUCUAGCUCUCUGGAGUUUACCAAAGAUGGAGGCACUGAGGCUGACCAACCGUCAACUGCCAUAGACAACAACAAUGCAAGUAGUGAAACAGGGAUUAAUGGGAAUGCUUUUCCUGCUGAGUGGGGCGGCAUUUCAUCUGAGGAACAUGAUGAAGCUGUGAUGCUUGAGGCAGCAAUGUUCGGUGGAAUUCCUGAAGCAUCUGGAUAUCAAUUCCCUUAUGCACCUCAUCAGUUCAUGCAAAGAGAAGGUGGCCCUUACCGUAGGCCAGCACCACGUCCUCCAUCACCUUCUCUGCAAGCUCAACGUUCAAUCCGUGAGCAACAGGAUGAUGAGUAUCUUGCAUCGUUGGCUGCUGAUAGAGAGAAAGCUGAAGCACGUCGUCUGGAAGAGGAAGCGGCUAGGGCAGCUGCUCUAGAACAAGAGAGACUGAAAGAGGAAGCAAACCGUAGGAAGUUGGAGGAAGCACAGGAAAUCGAGAGACAUUUGGCUGCUAAGGAAGCUUCACUACCUCAGGAGCCAACUCCAGAUGAAGAAAAUGCUGUUACGCUCUUGGUGCGUACCCCUGAUGGGGCUCGCCAUGGCCGUCGGUUUCUGAAGUCGGACCGCUUGCAGUCCCUUUUCGACUUCAUUGAUGUCACUAGGGUGGUAAAGCCCGGCACCUACAGAUUGGUGAGGCCAUACCCUAGGCAAGCCUUCAGUGAUGGAGAGACGGCCUUAACCUUGAGUGAACUUGGCUUGACCAGCAAACAAGAAGCCUUAUUUCUGGAGUUGAUCUAGAAUAAUAUGUAUAAUGUCGAAGCUGUAGAGGGACGUCCUUUGUUAUUCAGUCGACUUACUAGUUAUUAUUGAAACAUUAGAAGUCGAUACAUGAAAAUUGAAAUUGGGCGGGGGUGGGAAACCAGGGGAUCAUAUUAUGUUUUUGGGUUUUGCUUGCACAUAGCAGAAACAUUCAGUUCAGUGUGACGAGGACGAAUGAUUCAUCCGACAAUGUGCAUGGCAAUGAGCUAGAAUCAUGUGGUGUGGUGGUUUUGGUUGAUCAUGUACAUACCCAAUAAUGGUUUUUCCAGAUACUGGAUGUGGAUUUGGAGGGCUUAUGGUUUUUGGCUCAGUUCUUUGGAAGUUGGACCGUUCUGAACCGAACCGACUUUUCAGCCAGCCUCAACCUGCCUGCGGUUACAAUGCUCUGCGGCAGCGGUCAUUACUCUAGAUUAUACCAUUCCUCGUCUAACAUUUUUACCGUUGGCUGCUGGUUAUUAUGUCAUGUCUGCCUGCUUUUUUAUUGGGGUCAAAAUAACAAUGUGAUCCUUACCCAGUUCCCCCUCUUUCUUUUUUGCUUUAAUGAUUUAUUAGAGGAACAGUUCAUCAUUGACGGCAUAAUUGUGUUUCUAGCAGGGGAGACACGUUAGACAAUAGCCCGACUCCAUGCAUGGACGGAGAGUAGAGCUUCUUUUUGACAAAGUAGGGAGAGUAGAGCAGGGAACAAGUUUUACUAACCAUUUGUGGUGAAUUGUAAAGAAACCUAAAGCUUCUAUUCGUUGCUAGAGAAUUUCAAACACAAAAGCAUAAUUUUGCCGUUAUGGUGAACUGAAGUUGUUUGGAUGGUGAUUCUUGAU
Linum tenue is the source of this 2682-nucleotide messenger RNA. Lineage: Eukaryota; Viridiplantae; Streptophyta; Magnoliopsida; Malpighiales; Linaceae. The record is from the annotation of a GenBank genome assembly.